Molecule: messenger RNA, 1651 nt
Organism: Sitophilus oryzae (rice weevil)
Lineage: Eukaryota; Metazoa; Arthropoda; Insecta; Coleoptera; Curculionidae
Exons: 8
Coding region: 138-1241 (367 amino acids)
Molecular function (GO): sequence-specific DNA binding
Source: RefSeq, a predicted model, not a curated record
UUCAAGAUCGUACCAUUGUUUACAUUUGUUUAUUGUUUACUAUUCAAAUUUCGUGUUUUAUAUAUUUUUUUGUGAAAAAUCUGUGCGUAGAAGCUUGUAAGGAAUAUUUUUUAUCGAAUCAGAAUAUAUUCUCUGUAAUGGGACGUAUAAAGUGUUUUAUUUGUGGAGUUUAUAACCACAAUAAAAAUAAAAUCGUAUCCUUCCACAAAUUUCCUUGCGAUGGAAAUAGGUUGAAAAUUUGGUGUGAUAAGUUAGGUCGUUCAACAAGCGAUAUACAAUCAAACUCCUUUAUCUGUUCAUUACAUUUUUCACCUGAGGAUUUUAUAUACUAUGGCAAACCGAAACGUGUCCGUCUAACCAAUACUGCUGAACCUACUCGUAAUGUUGAAAAGUUUGAAGAAAAUACUCACCUAACUAAUCCUGCUCAUUCUAUUAAUAAUGUUGAUAGGUAUGAAGAAACUGCUCGUAUACCCAAUUUUGCCCAACCUAUUUGUAAUGUUAAUAGGUAUGAAGAAAGUGGUCAUCUAACAAGUUGUGCUAAGCCUAAUUAUAUUGUUGAUCAAUAUUAUAGUCAGCCUAUUUGUAGUGGUAAUAGGUAUGAAGGAACUACUCAUCUAACCAAUUGGGUCGAGUCAGUUUAUAAUGCAGAUGGGUGUAAGGAAUCAGGUAACCAUGACAGUGAAACGGAAUCUUCAUCACCUUUAUGUUUGAGCAAACAAGGAUAUAAUAGUCAAAUUGACGACAGCCCUAACAUACGAAAUCUACCACCCAUGAUACCAAUAAAAGAGGAAUGGAACUUAUCUGAUAUCUCAGAUACGUCAAGGACACUCUCAGUUUCAGAUCUAUCCAGAACUUUGUCAGCUUCAGAUGGGUCGUGCAAUUUGACAGGUUCAGAUAAUGAUGAAGAUUUUGUACCAGUUUUAAUGGGAUCUCAUUCCACUCCAGACCAAGAAAAUAGAAGUAGUCAACCUGACCCAGUAGAAAAUGUACACCUACCACCUGCAAAAAUGCGAAAAAAAACUAUACGGUACUUUGGAGACAUAACAUAUGAAUCUUUAAAAAAUCCUAGUACUACAUCGCAUUGUUGGAAAAUAAUUCAAAGCACACAUGAAAAUCAGAAAACUGAAAUUAAAAGGUUACAGGUAAAAUCAAGGAGAUUAAAGAACAAAAUUUCGUCGUUAGAAGCUCUUACUAAAGAUUUGAAGCAGGAAAUUUCAAAUCUCAAGGCGCAAAGAUAUUAAUCAACGGUUCAGUAUUACAAGAAACAUUUAAGAGGCUUCAGUGUGAAAAAAUAUGAACUUAUGUGUUUGCUUUAACAUUAUGUUUUACUCUAAAAAAGCAUUUAAUAUAAGAUUAAAAUUACAUGAAAAAUUUCCAAACACAAGACCUCGCAGAAGAGUACUUAAACGACCAAAUAACAGUCAUGAAGAAAAUUGAGUGGAAAACAUUGUGAUUCUGAGAAUUAACACUGUAUGUCAGUGGGGUGGGCUUGAACAGGCAAGAGAGGACUGAUGAGUCGACCACACGGCAGCGACUUGCCUGAACUGUACCUAUAUGAAUAUAACUUACCUGAUAGAGUGUCUAUAAAAUAUCUAUUGAGUUGUAUUGAAUUUAACUAUGUAUUUUAUUAAAUUUUAAUUAUGUACAUUCA